UAUUUUGUCCAGCGGGCUCGGCAAGCAAAAGAAAAUGGCGGACUCCUAAAUCAUGUCUGCUGAUGCUAAGCUCCCUAGUAAGCAAACAGGGUUACUACAGGGCCAUCAGGGGGCUGUGCGAGCAGUGAGGUUCAAUAGCGAUGGAAACUACUGUUUAACAUGCGGGAGUGAUAAGAUACUUGCGCUGUGGAACCCUCAUAAAGCCACCCGCUUGAAGACGUAUUCCGGCCACGGCUACGAGGUCUUGGACGCCGUAGCUGCAGGUGACAGUAGCAGGAUUGCUAGCUGUAGUGCCGAUAGGACUGUUGUUCUGUGGGAUGUGAGCACUGGCCAAGUUAUCCGACGUUAUAGAGGGCACACUAGUAGGGUUAACUGUGUAAAGUUCAAUCAACCAGACAGCACCGUCAUCAUCUCUGGAUCUUACGACUCUACCAUCAGGUGCUGGGAUUGCCGAUCACGCAGUCAGGAGCCGGUACAAGUGAUAGAUGACGCCAAGGACAGUGUUACUUCAGUGCAUGUCUCAUCUCAUGAAAUACUCUCAGGAUCUGUUGACUGCAAAGUGCGUAACUAUGAUAUCCGCAUGGGCACUAUGCAUGCAGACUGCAUAGGUGAGCCUGUCACCAGUGUAACAUUCACCCAAGAUGGUCAGUGUAUUUUAGUAUCAUCACUGGACAACACAGUACGGCUGAUGGACAAAGACACAGGGGAGCUACUAAAUGAGUUCAAGGGGCAUCAGAACAAGGAAUACAAGUUGGAUAGUUGUUUGAAUCACACGGACACCCACGUUAUUAGUGGCUCAGAGGAUGGUUCCAUCCACUUUUGGGACCUUAUUGAAGCCAAGCUUAUCUUCUCUUUAGAGAAGGCACACAAAGGAGUUGCAUACUCAUUAUCGUACCAUCCCAAGGACUCCUGUUUACUAUCUGCCUCAUCUGAUGGCGAGGUCAAAGUUUGGCAUGAGAAGGAAUGGGAGCCAUCAUAAAUAGCAUACUCACAAUAAGCUAUUAUUAUUGAUAAAGUAGCAAGUCAUUACUCGUCACGCAUGACAGUAUUGUCAUGUUCUUGCAGUGGGUGUCCCUUUGGGUUCACCAGUGCCCAGGCCCCUGCGAACCUACCUCUCCCCCCCCCACACACACAAUGGCAGAAGGUCCACUUUCUGUUCUCAAUAGACAUUUUGUAGACAAGACAAUAGAAAAGACAAAACUAGACAAAACCAAAAAUUAACUCACCUCACAAGACAAAUCUUUGGGUACAGGCCAGGUGACUUCUGCUUUGAGAUGUCCAGGAUCUGCCCCCUGCCUUGGUGAUCCAGGAUGUCGACAAUGGGGAUUGGAGAGCCACAAAUUCACUGACAGAUGGGAUGUAACCAUAGCCGUAGCAGGCCUCAAAUUAUUUGGGGGCAUGAUACAGAAACACUAAGAAAACAAUGGGGGGCACAGCCAUGCCCCUACUGGUCAUUUCCUUUUAAUUUUUGAAAAUAUUGGUGGGGGCACAUGCCCCCAGUGCCCCACCUCCUGCUACGGCCCUUGUAACACAGGAAGCUCAAUAAGGAGAUAACUUUCCCCCUUAUUUUCUUGUGCCUUAUUUACACGGUGCUCUUUUCCACAGUAUUUAUUUUGCCAAAAAAAACUUUUACAAUCAAACUCAUUGCAUUGUUCGUCUAAACGUCGUGGGGGUGAGGGGACCUGAACUUUGAAGAAACAUGCGUGCCCAUGCCAUUUACCCAUCAAAAGGUGCCGUUGCGAGUUUUUCUACCGGCCCACCAGCAUUUGUCGCACAUUUUUUUUUGAAGGUUGAAAAAGUUUGCUGCAGAAAGUAGAUGGUUCUACUUUUUGCAACAAAACUCUUAGAUGUAGCCCGUAUUACUACAACAACCCGCAACUGAGUGCAUUCCCAUUUUACACCCCCUUGUUUGCUGACAAGGAAUAGACACUUUCUUUUUUUUUGAAGGUUUCAUUUGUUGUGAUGCUAAGAAUAUAUGAAGAUUGUUUAAAAUCGGAGUGCUAUUCAGUGACGCCCUGGCAGUACUGCCUUCAUCAGAAAUAACGAUAAAUAUAUAACGGUUCCCUGAAACGUUGGUGAUUAACACUUGAGUGAUUUUACGUACUCUUAGCAUGGGAAAAUAGGGUUCAACAGGCUCGUAGCCAGGGGGGGUGGUUCGGAAGAACCCGCCCCCCCCUCCCCGCUCGACUGGAAGGUCCGCUGUAAUGAAGGAAAAUUGGGUACCACAGCGACCUAAGAGAAAAUGGUCCGCUUUAUGGUUAAACGAACCCCCCCCCCCCCCUCAAAAUCCUGGCUACGGGCCUGUUCAAGGAGAGGAAAGUUAUUCGCAAAGCCACACUUAGUCAUCUUGAACAUUCUUUACCCAUUUUUUAAUUCAAAGUUGAUAAAUGUUCUCAGUUUUAUAACAAUCUAUACACGAGUAGUUUGAAGGCUAAUGGAUUUUUAUCACCGUAUACCGAAAUUUAUCUUCAAAAAGAGUGGAAUAUCUGUACAAUAAAAUGGAUGCGCCUA
Messenger RNA from Nematostella vectensis (starlet sea anemone), 2511 nucleotides. RefSeq names its product WD repeat domain-containing protein 83. The record is from RefSeq and is a predicted model, not a curated record. The transcript has 4 exons. Gene Ontology annotation, biological process: mRNA splicing, via spliceosome. Lineage: Eukaryota; Metazoa; Cnidaria; Anthozoa; Actiniaria; Edwardsiidae. Gene Ontology annotation, molecular function: protein binding. The coding region runs from base 53 to 979 and encodes 308 amino acids. Gene Ontology annotation, cellular component: catalytic step 2 spliceosome.